Molecule: messenger RNA, 1635 nt
Organism: Lachancea mirantina
Lineage: Eukaryota; Fungi; Ascomycota; Saccharomycetes; Saccharomycetales; Saccharomycetaceae
Source: the annotation of a GenBank genome assembly
AUGCAGAAAUAUCUAGAAAACGAAGAGACUUCAUUAUUGACAGCUGUCGAUGAAGAAGCGGAAGCAUCAUCGUUCCAAGACAUUAAAUAUCCCAAAUAUGUCAUCCAGGUUACUUCAUACUCAGAUAAAUUUUACGUUCUCAUUUCACUGUAUACUGGUGUUUUAUUAGCUGCGUUAGAUGGAACUGUCAUUGCAUCUCUCUUAUCGCAUAUAGCUUCGGAACUAGGGAAUUUAUCUUUUGGUCCGUGGAUUGCCAGCUCGUACAUGAUUUUGAGCUCAGCUUUUCAGCCGCUUUUUGGAAAGCUAAGUGAUAUCUUUGGUCGAAAGCGCUGCCUUCUCACAUGCCAUACCCUUUUCGCAGUUGGAAGUUUGAUCUCGGGCUUAUCACAAGAAAUGGCCUCGCUUAUUCUUGGUAGAUGCGUGCAAGGAAUUGGUGGUGGUGGUUUAGUAGCAUUGAGCAGUAUUGUUGUCAGUGAUAUGACACCACUGCGUGAGCGCGGGCUUUACCAGGGGAUAGGAAAUAUAUCGUUUGGAAUUGGAGCCUCCUUGGGUGGAAGUAUUGGAGGGGUAAUAAGUGACAAAUUUGGUUGGAGAUAUGCGUUUUUGGGUCAAGUGGGAAUUUCUUUUCUAGCUAUCUUUAUGGUUAGUAUGAAACUGCACGAGAAGAAUCUGGGUAGAUUAGAGAGCGUAUGGUCUCAGCUGGGACGCGUCGAUUUUUUUGGCAGCUUUUCCCUGCUCGGCUCCUUCAUCUUUUUCUUCUUGGCGCUGAACCUUGGUGGAGCCUAUGUACCUUGGAGAAGUGUACAGUUGGGCGUACUAUUACUAGCGUCUCUCACAUUUUCUUUUUGGUUUUUAAGAGCCGAGAAAAGGAAUCCGGAAAAUUCAAUAGUUCCAUUAGAGCUCUUCGAAAGUGCUACGGUAUGCCUAUGUUCUACCCUUUGCUUAUUUGCUUCAAUGGCGGCAUACUCUUACAUUUUUCAUCUUCCCAUCUUCAUUGAGAUUGUUCAAGAGAAAAGUGCGUCUUUUUCGGGAACAAUUCUUGCCAUUAACUUUGCUGGUGUCACAUUCGGGUCACUUGGAUCGGGGUUUAUUAUGAAAGCGACAGGUAGUUACAAGGUUUUACUCCUUUCCUGUGGAAUGCUGUAUAUCGCAAAUUGUGGUAAUUUGUGUACCUUUGACGUGACAACGUCAACGCUAAAGCAAGUUCUCACGGUGGGUUUUUUGGGGUUUGGAUAUUCUACCAUCGUAACAAUUGCGUUAGUGGCAUUAAUGUCAUCGGUGCCUUCCAAUCUUCAGGCAGUCAGCAGCUCGAUUUUAUAUGCUUCACGGGGAUUUGGUUCGACAAUGGGUGUUGCGGUAUCUUCAUCAAUAUUUUCGAAUUCGCUGCGGCAUUAUCUUGAUAAAUUCGUUGUUGGCAUUGACCGCGAACAAAUAAUAGAGUUAGCCUUAACUUCUUCAGACUCAGUGAGAGGAUUCUCAGAGCAAUACAGAAGUCAGGCUAUUCAAAGCUACCUGUCCUCGCUCAAAAUUGUUUUUGCAUUUAUCUUUUGCCUGUCGGUCGUAAUCGGACUGGCGUCUAUUCCGCUUAAGCAACAUAACCUUAGUCAAAAAAUUAGAGAUGGUCGAGAGACGUGA